Messenger RNA from Thunnus maccoyii (southern bluefin tuna), 1844 nucleotides. RefSeq lists its product as uncharacterized. NCBI's taxonomy places the organism in Eukaryota, Metazoa, Chordata, Actinopteri, Scombriformes, Scombridae. The record is from RefSeq and is a predicted model, not a curated record. The transcript is spliced from 6 exons. Bases 978 to 1688 code for a protein of 236 amino acids.
AUCUACUCUGUUUAAACUGACAUGUCACAGUUUGUUAUUGAUUGUUAAUAACUUGUGUCUCUUUUGAAUCGUUUUGUAGAAACAAUCAAUCUGUGACAGUUUUUAGUUAAAGCUUGUUGUGUGUAACACUGGCUCACAGUAACAGAUUGAUAAAGUUAACCUGAUGUUGUUGCUGCUGUAUUGAUCCAAACUGGAUUAAACUUUAACCCAGUGAUGUUCAGAGUGUAUAAAUCUGUACACAGGAGACAAAGUGUGUGUCACAUAUCAUCUGAUUCAUUUAUCACAUAUUUCACUGAGCUGAAGACUUGUUCAUGUGUUUUUCUUCAUAUUGAUGAACUGUGAGUGGAAUUCAUGCAGGUGUGAUUCAGUGAGCUGAAUUUAGAGGCCACGUGCACAUACCAAGUGUCACCUGCAGGUGGUGCUGCAGCACUGUGAUAAAUACCUCAGUGGACCUGAGUCUGACUCUGAUGUGAUGCUUCAGGAUUUAUUCUCAUGUCAGCAGGACUGAAUCAGUCCACACGCAGAUGAAACAUCUGACUAAUAGAUUAAAUCUGGAUAUUUAUUAUAUUCACAUUUAAUCAAACCAUUCAUCCUGAUUAAUCUGGACUCAACAAAUCAUAUCACAUUUGUGAACGUGAGUUAAAAGUAAAACCUGUAAUGACAUUGUGAGUAUUUAUGUUUCUCUCAUAACUGACAUUUGUUGUGUUUUUGAUUAACAGCUGACUUUAAAUGAGUCAGAAACACAGAAUCUAUUUCUGCUUCUUCUUAUUUUUAAUAUUUCUUUUGCUCCAGAAUACAACAUGUCUCAUCCAUCUGAAGGUCAGAGACACUCAGCAGAGAUGUUGGUUAUAACUAAAACUGUAAAUCAAUAACUCACCGAACCUGUUUCCACAGAGGGAAGCAGUUCUGUUGACCAACAGUCUGCAGUUGAUGUGACGGAGUCGUCUUCUGUCUCUGAGGGAACUAACGUCUCACAGAUGAACAUGGAACCAGUGGAACCAGUGGAACCAGUGGAACCAGUGAACCUCCAGGAGGCUCUACAGGGACUGAAGGAUUUGAUGACAGAAGAAUGUUAUAAAUCUGCUGAACGUUUGAUGAACGACUGCAUCAACAAGACCCCAACUGACCCACAGAGUCUUCAGGAUCACUUUACUCUUUUGAAGGAACAACUCAUAUCUGAUCAAGGAAAGAAAAAAGCCAAACAGUCCGAACAGACAGCAAAGAAACCUUCAUCUUCAUCAUCAAGUUUAUGGAGUUCCAAGGUGAAGGUGUACUCUGUGGUUACUGGUAAAACCUUUGGAGCCCAUCAAGUCCUACUAGACAAAGUGAAGAAUAUGAAAUGGACAACAGUUACCGUGGAAACCACCAGAGACCUGCAGGAAAGCCACGUCGUUAUCGUCUUCUGUCCAAUCACGACUCGUGUUGGAUCAGAUGUGAAUGCAGCCAUGACAGACAUUAAAGGCUCCUGUGGUCAGAAACCUGUGAUCCUGGUGCUGAUGCAUCACACCCGAGAUGUCGACUAUUCAACUGAUGGAAAAAGAUGGUCUGACGUGUACGACAACGUUGUGUUGGAUGUUCAAGUUCUUUUCCACGAGACGAAGAGCGGAUUACUGACCUGUCCAAUGAAUGAUCAGGCAGUCGCUCAAAUACAGAAAGAAUUACAGAAACACAGUAAAUGGUGGUCUUAACAGCUGCAUUUUGAGCAACAACAAGAAUGAAAUAAGGAAAGCAGCAGCAUCAUUACAUUAAAACACUCAGUAAUUAUAGAAGCAGAGAAAUACACAUUUAUUAAACCCCUUCCUCCUGAGUGUUCUUUGUUUAAUAAAGUUGAUCCUGUUAAACUU